Coffea arabica (coffee) is the source of this 1416-nucleotide messenger RNA. NCBI's taxonomy places the organism in Eukaryota, Viridiplantae, Streptophyta, Magnoliopsida, Gentianales, Rubiaceae. The record is from RefSeq and is a predicted model, not a curated record.
UAAAAGAACCAAAGCACUUGACACACAUUAGCAUAAAGCGCCGUUUCUGUUCUCAUCCCCAACCAUGUUCUUUCCUUGGAGCAAAAUGGCUAACAAAUUCCCCAUCUGUUCUGUCUGCACUUCUUGGGUGCAGGAGCCAAAACCUGAGGAUCAUCUUGGGUUGCCAUUGGAACCAUCCAAACCUGAACAUGAUUAUGGUAUGUACAAGAAGCUGUUGCACCAGUAUGCCCAAAAAUCUGGAUUACCACUUCCAGUUUAUAAAAUUGAGAAUGAAGGGUUCCCACAUGCGCCUAAGUUCAGAUCAUCUGUCUUCAUAGAUGAAACCAAGUUCACAUCUAAGUUUACCUUUCCAGAUCGAAGAGCAGCUGAGCAAGAUGUCGCAAAGCUUGCAUAUGAAACCAUAGUUAAAGACAAUAAAACCCUAACAGGAGGCCCUCAUAUUUAUCAGAACCUAAGGUUUUGCAAGUUAAUACUGUCUGAAUAUGCAACCAAGACUGGCCUUGGAGUUCCCGAAUACAACACCACCUUAGCAGAAGGGACACCACACCCAGUAUUCGUCUCUUCUUUUGUUCUUGGUGGCAAAAGUUAUACUGGUCAAGUAGGUCGAAGCAGGAAAGAGGCGGAACAGCUGGUGGCACAACUGGCCAUCCAAUCGCUCCUUGGAUCGGAUUCGGGGAAGCUCACUGAAAUUAUCAAGAGCAAAGAGAGACUUUUCGCUACUGUAGAUGCUAAAAAGAACUCUGGAACUCUGGAAAUUACUGUCGAGUAAUGCAGGAAAUUUGUCACAACAGCAAGCUAGCAUUCUGGUAACAAUUCACCUUGUAUCUCUAAUAAAAAUCAUACCCUUCAAGGAUGAUGGAAUAAGUGAACAUAUAUCAAGUUAAUAUGCUCACAUAAACACAGGGAAGAGGUUGUAUAGAAAAAAGCAGCUCAUAUUUUAAGCCAUUACAUUUCAUAUGUUCUCCAGUCCUUUCUUACACCUAUUUGAGUGGACCACUCACUUUAUUCUUUGUUGCAGACUGGGAUUAUCAGUUAUAACCCUGAUAGUUGCACAGUUACUUGUGCGAAAGGUUGGACAAAGCGCAAGGUUGAGAACAACUGGGAGCAGAAAAAGAAAAAAGGCCGUGUGGGAGUAGCUAUCAAACUACCUGGAUAUAACUUCAGGCCUUGAAUACUGCUCUUCAGCCAACAAUUGUGCCUAAUACAGAAUACAAUUUUCACUUGGUAGUGGUGAGGCUUCUCCUUCAGACACAUUGGCGUGUGUGAAGGAGAGGUCUAUUGAAAAUAGUUUAUGCAGAAUACUGCUCCUGCAUGCUCUUUUUGGUUGGUAUUUGCUACGUUUGCAACUGUAAAAUGCCUAACAUUAACAAGACGUUAUUCGGAUGGAUGGUGUUUUUAAGCAAAAGUUCUUUGGCA